This is a messenger RNA of Drosophila biarmipes, 708 nucleotides long. RefSeq names its product salivary glue protein Sgs-3 (gene Eig71Ec). The transcript has 3 exons. The record is from RefSeq and is a predicted model, not a curated record. Bases 57 to 611 code for a protein of 184 amino acids. NCBI's taxonomy places the organism in Eukaryota, Metazoa, Arthropoda, Insecta, Diptera, Drosophilidae.
AGCACGAGCUGAGUUUAAGCACUGCAGUUAACCAAGUUCUCAGCGGCAAUACCAAAAUGCUAAAGUCAACUCUACUUUUUGCUUUCGCUUGCCUUAUCGUGGCUGUUCAGGCUCAAACUCCCAGGCCCAACGAAAUUUGCCGUACUGAAAACGAAAGGUGCCGCCGAAAUGAACAGAGGCUGGGAAGGAACAAUGAUGUCUCGAACAUAUUCAACAAUCACUGCCGCCAGUCCUCUAGCAACUGGCGUAAUGUAACCCGUUGCGAACUGACCCUGGCCUCUUGUCGACUGACAAUCGAGCGUUGCGCCGUCGUAAAUUGCGAAAACGUGAGGCGGAACCUUGGUGGAGGUGGCGUUGUUCCUCCAUCUCCAAGGACGACAACUCCCCGGGUUCCUGCUCCUCAAACUCGCACUCCCUCGUCUCGCCGGACUACGACUCGUCGGACCACUACUCGUAGGACCGGAACAACUAGAACCCCGUCUCCUCGCAGAACCACCACUCGCAGGACCCCGACAACCAGAACUCCUCGCCGAACUACUACUCGUAGGACACCAGCUACUAGAACUCCUUCCCCUCGUCGUACUACCACUCGUCGUCCUUCCGAAGAGUAAACCAGCCGAUAAAACGACUAACCUGGCCUUGCUAGAAAAUGUUACCUAAAAUGUUUAUUACUGAAACCCAAUAAAAAUUCAAUGCUCUCUAAAAAUA